Messenger RNA from Triticum dicoccoides, 1002 nucleotides. RefSeq lists its product as uncharacterized. The transcript is spliced from 5 exons. Lineage: Eukaryota; Viridiplantae; Streptophyta; Magnoliopsida; Poales; Poaceae. The record is from RefSeq and is a predicted model, not a curated record. The coding region runs from base 140 to 673 and encodes 177 amino acids.
CCUUCCUCCAGCUACGGCUGUUCCCUUCUCGUCCGCACCCGCUUCAAACCCUCGCAAGUAUCCACUCCCACGGCGGCGGCGGCGGCGGAGACGGAGGCGACCACAACAGAGCUCCCACCGGGGACGUCUCAGCUCAUAAAUGGAUAGCGGAAGCGACUCCGACAGCGCCCCCGAGGAGCUCACCGCCGUCCAGGGUGUGGAGAAACAUGAAGAAACCAGCAAUGUAGAGAAGGACAGCGCUGUCAGAGCAACCCAGGAGGAGAAAGACCGGAGGAAACGCUGGGCCCAACGGAAAACAUCCUCAAAACUGAAUAAAAAGAAGCCUCUGAAAGUAGAAGAUAAAGAUACAGAAGUGGAUGAGGAGACACAUGCUAUGCCUGGGACACUUCCCAAGAGCGUAAUUGAAAUGCUUGCAGCACGUGAGAAGCAAACCUUCUCAUCAGAUUCUGAGGAAGAAAAUGUAAACCAAAAGGUCCAAAAGAAGAAGAAAAGAUUGAAAACUGCAACUACUGGACCUGAAACAAUUCUGCUGAAAGAUGUUCGGUCAACGGAGCACAUUAAAAAGGCCCUCGAAUUCCUGAGUCGCAGGAAAAACCAGGUGCCAAGAUCCAAUGCAGUUUUGAAGAAUCCUAAUGCUAUGCGUCUCUUUAAUAAACCUAAUUUCACGAGUUGAGUGUGGCAGUCCGAGGCAGUUUCUGAAUUCUGUGUUGAGGCUCGUUUGGAAGACUGAUAUGGUUGACAGGUUGAGAUAUCAAUUGUUUUUAUGUGUUUGAUGAGAACGAGUCAUAUAUGCUUAAUUUGCAACGCCACAUGGGUGUGAUGAUGUAUAAUGUCCAUCCUCGUUAGAAAUCCUAUGCUCUGUAGGUGUUGCAUGUUUUUUGACCUUUGAGCUAUAGUUAUGUACGGAUAAUGUAUCACCUGUGAGCUGAAUGCGCAUAGUAUUGUUCAACACCUCUCCAUGGUCCACAUUACUGUGAAGCAUGUGUUUGCCAGUUCAUAUUC